Molecule: messenger RNA, 4925 nt
Organism: Beta vulgaris subsp. vulgaris (sugar beet)
Lineage: Eukaryota; Viridiplantae; Streptophyta; Magnoliopsida; Caryophyllales; Amaranthaceae
Product: homocysteine S-methyltransferase 1
Biological process (GO): S-methylmethionine cycle
Molecular function (GO): S-adenosylmethionine-homocysteine S-methyltransferase activity; zinc ion binding
Source: RefSeq, a predicted model, not a curated record
UUGAAACCACUCUAUACCAAUCUUCACUAUCGAAAGUCGAAACAAAUACCUAACAUUCGAAAUUUGCCAACCAAACCAAACCCCCAUAAAUAUUCGUUCAAUUCUGAAUUAAGCACAUAUGACUGACCAGGUGCCAGAUGGGGUCUUAGGUCAAAAGACAUAAAUUGCGGACCCCUAACUCUAAGUCAAAUAGAGCGUUAGCGUAAAACCUCAAUUUCUGCACUAUCGUAAAAUCUCUCACAAUUCACAUCACACCCAUCUUUCAUUUCUUCAGAAACAGAGGAAGAGAGAAAAAGUGAGUAAUGGGGAUUGAGAAAGCCACGGCAUUGUUAGAAGAAACCAUAGAAAAAGCGGGAGGAUGCGGUGUCAUUGAUGGAGGUCUUGCUACUCAGCUUGAGAAACAUGGUGCCGCCAUUAAUGAUCCUCUUUGGAGUGCACUCUGCUUGAUCAAAGAUCCUAAUCUCGUCAAACUGGUUCACAUGGAAUAUUUGGAAGCUGGUGCAGAUAUUAUAGUUUCUUCAUCUUAUCAGGCUACCCUUCCAGGAUUUCUGUCAAGGGGUCUGUCAAUGCAAGAAGCAGAGGCGUUGCUUCAGAAAAGUGUUAAAUUAGCUACUGAUGCCCGUGAUGAGUUCUGGAAUACUGUUGAUAAUAAGACAGAAAAUGGUUAUAAUAGAGCCUUGGUGGCAGCAUCUGUUGGCAGUUAUGGAGCUUAUCUCGCUGAUGGCUCAGAAUACAGUGGACUUUAUGGAGAAGAUGUAAGCUUGAUUAAGCUAAAGGAUUUCCAUAGGCGGAGACUACAAGUUCUAGCAGGAGCUAGUCCUGAUAUUUUAGCAUUUGAAACCAUUCCCAACAGCCUUGAAACUCAGGCCAUUGUGGACUUGCUUGAGGAAGAAAAUGUCCAAAUCCCUUCAUGGAUCUGCUUUAGCUGUGUAGACGUACAUGCCCCUUCAGGAGAAAACUUUGAAGAAUGUCUCAAUGUUAUCAACGAGAGUAAGAGAGUUGCGAUGGUAGGAAUAAAUUGUGCACCACCACAUUAUGUUGAUGGUCUAAUUCGCAAAUUUAAGGAGCUGACAGACAAGAUGAUAGUAGUUUAUCCCAACAGCGGUGAGAUAUGGGAUGGCAAAGCAAAGAGAUGGCUGCUACCUGAGUGUUCCGAGGACAAUGAAUUUGGGUCAUUAGCUCUAAGAUGGCGCAUUUCUGGUGCUAAACUCAUUGGUGGCUGUUGUAGGACAUCGCCUGCAACUAUCAGUGAUAUUUCAAAAGCUAUAAAGGGGGAACCUUAAUUUAUCUCUCUAACCCACUGUUAAUACUAUAUUAACUUCUUGGCUGAUUGUAUUCAAUUUACUUUUUCACUCCUUUUUUAUCCAAAAGAUUUUGUGUCAUAGUACAAGUAAAAUAUUCACACACAAUAUUUAAGCAACGGAAUCCCCAUCUUAUUAACAAUCAUAAUUAACAAAUUUUAGUAGAUAAUUAUAAAUUAUCAGAUAACUUAUGAGGUCGGGUUGGUAAUUUAAAAAUAUGGAAUUGAAUCUCAUUUGUAUCUUAUGUGGCUCUUGAAAAACAAAAACAAAAUACAUUGAUAUUUAUACUAUUUAAUCUAGAAUACAACUUGCUAGGUUAUGUUCUUUCUCUGAGUUCCAAAGAGGUAGCAAGUGCACUACAAUUGUAUGAGAGGGGAGGUAUCGAAAUAAGUGUUAUUUUUCCGUUUACUUCUUUCCUUUGAAAAUUUGACCAUGUGAUUGGAAUGCAUUGCUGCCUUGGGCUCUCUUUGAAUUGAUAAAUUUGAAGAGUGCACUCGAUGUAGAUUGGACAAAUUCCUUAUAUUUUGACUCUCAAAAAAUAAUUAAAUAUUUGACCCCUCAAUGAAUUGUGAAAUGUUUGGAUUGUCAUAUGUGAGUAUAUCGUAUAGGAGACUGACGUCUUUAAUAUUAUUGUCAAACCUAUUACAAAAAUAUCACACACCAAAUAACGGAUAACCCCACAUUGAAUGAGGAAAUGUGAUGUUCUGAUUAACAAAAAAAACUAUUAUAUAACAAUCAAAACAAUAAGCAUAUAAAUAUCAAAUUCCGUAUGUAGGUUGCGAAACUUAAAAAAGAAUAUUGCUUUGUCAUUAAUAUGACGCAUCUUUACAAAUUUUUCAAGUACGUAACAACUAACAAGUGCUAAAUUUAAAUAAUAGAAGUAAAAAAUAAAGAAUGUGCCAAAUUUCAAGUCAACCCAAAUCAAUACUUGGUGGAGUACUGAAUAUUAUUGGCCAAUCCAUCAUAAGUUUUUAUUUUUACACAAAUAAACGAUAUAAAAUGAAACUAGUAUGUGCUCAAAUAAGUUUGAUGAUAUUCAACUUUGACAUCUCCUUGUCUUUAUCUUCAAUACUUGUAAAACUAAAAAAAGGUUAAAAAAAUCACUACGUACAUAUUUUAAACGUUUGAAUGAGCGUAAUUCUUGAAUAUUUCGAGAGUCAUGUAGGCUGUAGCACGAGCCUAAAGUGUGAAGACUCAAAACCUCCUUGAUUUCGUAAAAGAAAUAGACGGUUUGCUUCGUUAAUCAAUCCAAAAAGUUGGUAGCUACUCCUUGAUAGCAUUUUAUUUAGUAGAAGGCAAAGAAGACGGAUGUAUCUUCUUUUGAAUCCAUGAGAAGCAAGUCAGCAACCACCUUGUGACGCGCUGCAAUUCCUCAAUGUGCUACUUUCAUCUGCAGUAGUACUAUUAGUAGUUUUAGUUUCUUUUACUAUCUUUUUCCUCCUCAUCUCUUCAGUUUUCUCCUUUUCCAUCUUCCACAACACGUACACUUCGGCUAGACAUGGACCAACUGUUGCCAUUUUUCACUAUAGUGUUACCAAACUCGACUCACUAAUGUGGGUUAAUAUGGAUGAAUCCAUAAUCCAUAACCUUUUAAAAGUGGCAAAGGUUGCUACUGUUCAAUUCAAUAGUGCUCUGAGUGACAAAUCCUUGAAAUUUACUGUUGAUAAGCUUGGCAAAUCUCAACCCUUCAUCUAUUCUUCCAUCUUAGCCACACAAUCUUUUUCUUUCUCCUCUUCUUCACGUCUCUUCUCUCUCCUCUCUCCUCUCUCUGUCUUUCACUGUCGGUCUGUUCUCUCUCGUCUCUCCUAUCUCCUAUCUCCUAUCUCUCCUCAUCAAUUUCCAUCAUCUUUUCUUAUUUUUGUUCUAGAUUUAUUUUUCAGAUCUGAUGUGUGUUUUUUUUUUUCUGAGAUUGAGCGGAAAUUGAUGCCAAACUUGGAUCAACAAAGCGCAAAACUCCUCAAUCAGUGGAGUCCGAAGGAUGUUCAAAGAGUUCUGGGAUCACUCUUUGUUGUUAAAAUGUAUCUGAAUUUUGUAAUUUUACUUAGAUUGGAGUUCGAAUCCAGAUGUGUAGGGUUGAACUUGAAUGCCAUUGAAAGAGCAGAUGGUUCUUAAUGGUGAGCUGCAACGUGCAAGACAAAUUGAGCAGAUGAAAUGGUUCUUGCUUAUGCACCAAUAGCCAACGCUGAAAGGGAGUGAUACAUCUACUGCUGAGUCGGGAUAUGAAGUAGAAGAUAUUGCUUCACCUAGGGCAGCAAGGAAUUACUCACAUUUGAGAUUUACCCCUGUUCGUGAAAGAGGGCUGAAAGUAGUAAAAUUGAGAAGAUUAUUGGCAAAAAUUUGCGAGGGAGUUGCGGCGGAUCGAAAGCACAAGUGAGUAUGUAGGUUAAGUGCUUCAAUGCUCCUCUCCAACCUUCUGAAAUCAUUGGUGUUAAGAGGGUUGUGGAAGAAAAAUUGCCUGAAGGAGUCAAUGAUCGUGGUCUCACUUUGAGAGGGUUUCUAUUCCUUCAUGCACUUUUCAUAGAAAAAGGGCGGCUGGAGACAACAUGGACUGUCCUGAGAAAAUUUGGAUAUAAUAAUGAAAUCAGGCUAGAUGAUGGUUUUCUUCCACCUUCAUUCAAACAAGCGCCAGACUAGAUGGGAAACUUUUAUAUAUAUACCAGAUGCAAGAUAUGCUCUAUCGUAGUGCUUCAAAGGGUCGCAAGAUUAAAAAGCUUAUGGCAUCACUCUACACAUUCCCCAUGCCUGAUUGUAUGUGUCAGAAAGCUGAUACAAACACAAUCGACGUAAAUGGUGAAGCUACUCUAUCAUGGUGAAUGCCACCAAAGGACUCUUCAUCUCUGGUAUGAUACUCUGACUUGCUUGUAUAUCAUUACUUUCUUUCUUUCUUUUUUCGAAUUGUAUCUAGCAUAUUGCAAGCUCAGUUGACACUUAGACCUCCUUUGUUUCUUUUCUCUUUAAUUUAAUUUCCGUUACUUUUCCUUGAUAAUCCACUAAUUAACACAACCUUGAACCAAAGUGCACAGAGGAUGAAGUCUAGCUUGUGUUGUGGAAUUUUUUUUAUCUUGCAGAUAUUUUCUGCAUCUGUUGAGCAAGAACUAAUGUUUCUUAUUGUUUUCAACAUAUGUCUGUUCUUCUUAUUAACUGCAUGUUGCACUUCAUGUCUACUCAGUCUAAUACAGUAUGCAUGGACAUGUUAGAUUUGUAUUGGUGUUCAUAUAAUCAUUUGUUAUCAUGCGGUUGUGAAAUUUCUGGCUUCUUCACUGCUCGGAAUGUCUAAUUUUCUUUUUUCCUUUUUUGGUUGUUGAAAUCUCGUCUUCCAGUGACAUACCAAUGGCUCAAUUCAUUAUCCAUAUGAAUGGUUCACUGCCAGCAAACCAUAAAUUCAUAAUACGAGUCCUAGAUAAUACUCACUUAUUUGUGCAACCUCACGCGACUGAGAUGAUAAGAAGUGCCAUGUCCGAGUUCAGAGAAGCGAGCACUUACGAGAAACCUCCUUAAUGUAACUAAUUACUUUUUUUUGGGAUAAGUUGAACAAUUUCAAUAUUGCUUAAUCAUAGUUGUGAUUGGGCUACGGAAUUUAAUCAUUUAUAGCAAGUAUUCUCAAUAUACUCAUUUGUUUUCUUC